Molecule: messenger RNA, 1509 nt
Organism: Myotis brandtii (Brandt's bat)
Lineage: Eukaryota; Metazoa; Chordata; Mammalia; Chiroptera; Vespertilionidae
Product: inter-alpha-trypsin inhibitor heavy chain H4
Exons: 9
Source: RefSeq, a predicted model, not a curated record
CACCCACCCUCCUGCCCCAGGAUCAUCGACGGUGUGACGUACCCAGGGAACAUCAAGCAGAAGGAUGCAGCCCAGAAGCAGUACAGUGCGGCCGUGGCCAGAGGGGAGAGCGCUGGCCUCGUCAAGGCCACUGGGAGAAAGAUGGAGCAGUUCCAGGUGUCGGUCAGUGUGGCCCCCGCUGCCAAGGUCACCUUCGAGCUGGUGUACGAGGAGUUGCUCAAGCGGCGCCUGGGAGUGUAUGAGCUGCUGCUGAAGGUGCAGCCCCAUCAGCUGGUCAAGCACCUGCAGAUGGACAUUCACAUCUUUGAGCCUCAGGGCAUCAGCUUUCUGGAGACAGAGAGCACCUUCAUGACCAAUGAGCUUGCAGAUGCCCUCACCGUUUCACAGAACCAGACCAAGGCUCACAUCCGAUUCAAGCCGACGGUCUCCCAGCAACAGAAGUCUGCAGAGCAACAGGACACAGUCGUGGAUGGCGACUUCAUCAUCCGCUAUGAUGUGAACCGCACCCUCUCUGGAGGCUCCAUUCAGAUCGAGAAUGGCUACUUUGUGCACUACUUUGCCCCCGAGGGCCUCUCCACGAUACCCAAGAAUGUGAUCUUCGUCAUCGACACGAGUGGCUCCAUGAUGGGCAAGAAAAUCCAGCAGACUCGGGAAGCCCUCAUCAAGAUCCUAGAGGACCUCAGGCCCGAAGACCACUUCAACCUCAUUAGCUUCAGCAAUAAAGCAAGCCAGUGGAAGCCAUCGCUGGUGCCAGCUUCGACCCAGAACGUGGAGGAGGCCAAGAAAUAUGCUAACAGCAUCCAGGCCCAGGGAGGAACCAAUAUCAACGAUGCAAUGCUGUUGGCUGUGCAGCUGCUGGACAAAGCCACCCGGGAGGAGCAGCUGCCCUCAGGGAGCGUCUCCCUCCUCCUCCUCCUCACUGAUGGCGACCCCACUGUGGGCGAGACCAACCCCACAAAGAUCCAGAGGAAUGUGCAGGAGGCCAUAGGCGGUCAGUACAGCCUCUUCUGCCUGGGCUUUGGCUUCGACGUCAGCUACGCCUUCCUGGAGAAGCUGGCGCUGGACAACGGUGGCCUGGCUCGGCGCAUCUACGAGGACUCGGACUCCGCCCUGCAGCUGCAGGACUUCUACCAGGAGGUGGCCAACCCCCUGCUGACCACAGUGACCUUCGAGUACCCAGGCAAUGCCGUGGAGGAGGUCACGCAGGACAACUUCCCGCUGUUCUUCAAGGGCUCCGAGAUGGUAGUGGCCGGGAAGCUCCGGGCCCAGAGCCCUGAUGUGCUCUCAGCCACAGUCAGCGGGCAGCUGGUGAGUGUGGCCAGCCAUCCUGGCGUGGAAGGGUGGCUGCAGCAGGCAUUCAGAGGGGCUAGGUUCAAACUCCAGCCUGUCAGACUCCAGCCCACUGACCUUGGGCAAGUGACAAAGUGCCCUCUGCCACCAUGGGGGACUCCAGACCCCACUGCAUGGGCUGGUGGUGGAGAUUCCAUGAGAUAAUGUCCUGAUUCUCCU